This is a messenger RNA of Cuscuta campestris, 2118 nucleotides long. The record is from the annotation of a GenBank genome assembly. NCBI's taxonomy places the organism in Eukaryota, Viridiplantae, Streptophyta, Magnoliopsida, Solanales, Convolvulaceae.
AGUCGUUUGAGAUGGUAGAAGAUGGGAAGUUCCAAUUUGAGAAGUUUGAUGGUACAGAUUUCGGUUGGUGGAGAAUGCAAAUUAAAGAUUUGUUGGUUCAGAAAGAUUUGGAUGUGGUAUUGGGUGACAAGCAAGAAAAGAUGUCGGAUGAAGAUUGGGCAUGUUUGGAUCGAAAAAGCUAUGUCCGUGAUCCGUCUCUCGUUGAUCAAGAAUGUUGCAUUUAAGAUUCUGAAGGAGAAGUCAGCAAAGGGAAUUAUGGAAGCGUUGUCUAACAUGUACGAGAAGCCAUCUGCAGCGAACAAAGUUUUUCUGAUCAAAGAGCUGGUGAACACAAAGAUGAAAGAAGACAUUUCAAUUACCGAGCAUAUCAAUAAGCUGAAUUCGAUCUUAACUAGACUUGCAUUAGUGAAGAUUAAGUUUGAUGAUGAAGUUCAAGCUUUGCUACUGCUAUCGUCAUUGCCUGAUAGUUGGUCUGGAAUGGUUACAACGGUUAUCGCGGUGAAGCAAUGCAAAAUAUGGUUAUUGGAGACUUUGGAAAGAAAUAAGAGAGGUUCGCAGUAUAUGGUCGAGUUACCAUCUGAGGGAGUGACCGUCCCAGUUCAGAAGAGAAACAAAUCCCGGUUCACAAAGUCUCGUGGGCAGAAUAAGGUUUUCUAUGCAAGAGAGAAACCCAAAACUACAAGUCAGACUCAAGAUGAACGAGCGAGGAAAGGUUCAAGGGGGCUAGUCAGAGGUAUUUGUGGCAGUGGGAGCUCAAGAGGCGCUUCAGCCAAGUUUCCUAGAAGACGGUGGGUCAGGAGAACCAGUAUUCCAGCUGUUGGAACAUAUCCAGAAAAAUCCUUGCUGAGUAUGGAGAGUGUUUGUUCUGAAGAUGUUCUAGGAUCCGGCAGUGUACGUCUGCAGUGGGAUCCGAAUGAGGCCUUGACAAAGGAAAACUCAAAGCUAGCGAAGGAAUUGAAUUAUGCUCAUGAGAAGAUUGAAGUAGUGGGGUCUCGUUCAAGGAAGGCGACCAGGGAGACGACGUUCACCUUAACGUACAGAUUUGAAGCAAUGGUUUUAGCAAAAACUUCACAGAUGAGCUACAGGGUAGAGACCUUCGACAUAGAGGAGAACGAAAGGAACUUAGCGGCCGAUCUCCACCUGAUCGACGAGCAAAGAGAAAGGGCUUACAUUCGAGCUGAGAAUUACCGUCGCAGAGAGAAGGUGGUGAAGAUGCUGAGAAUAGGCGUACGGAAUUUGGUAUCUCUGUGGAAGAGCCCAAACUCCUUUCUCGGUGUCAUAUCGCCGCCGGCGUCCAAUCCUCGAAUCGUGGUUGAGACUGUCCGGCCGCUUACUUUCCGAUGCUUCUCCGCGAAGCCGUUCGCAUCGUCGCCGGCGUCCAAUCCUCGAAUUAUGGCUCCCAGCACGGCAGCCGGACUCGUCGAGGAUCUUCUGUUUGAUGAUGACGUCUGUACUGUUCCUAAGACCGAUACGAUUCCGACUCCCCUGCAACCUGGCGUCGUCGUUUAUGACGGCGUCUGUCAUCUCUGUCAUAAAGGGGUAAAAUGGGUUAUUAAAGUAGACAAGGAUAGAAAGAUUAAGUUCUGUUGCCUUCAAUCAAAAGCUGCUGAACCAUACAUGAGCUUAUGUGGAGUUGAUAGAAAUGAUGUUGAACGUCGUUUCUUGUUCAUUGAAGGCCCAGGUCUAUACCAUCAAGGCUCAACUGCUGCACUGAAGGUUUUGUAUCACCUGCCAUUUCCAUACUCCGUACUAAGUGCAUUCAUGGUUAGCCCCAAACCUCUAAGGGAUGCUGUCUAUGACUAUGUUGCAAAGAGGCACUACCACUGGUUUGGGAAAGAUAACGAUUGCUUGGUUCUUCAAGAGAAAGAGUUGCUAGACCGUUUCAUUGAUGCAGAAGAAUUGCUGAGACGAAAUCAAUCUGCUCUGUGAAUAGCUCUUCUUGAUCGAGUUCACGAGGUUUCUGUUGUUAUCCGUUGCUUUUCAUUGGUUCGCUCACAUUUUUAUCCUUCAUAAUUAAUAGCAUUAGGAAGCAUUAAAUUGUUGCAUGCAUUCUUGUAGAUUUUAACCCACCGCGAUAUAUAUAUGGGAGUAAAUCUGUAAUGAAAGGAUUAAGAGAGU